UGAGUGCUCGGCAUAAAACGGAAAAACUUGUUACGUGGCAGGGCAAUGGAUAAGCUGCGAGUCAACAAUGCGGCUGGCGAGAAUCCCUUCAAGCGGCCAAUGAAUGCCCUGCAGAAGCAGUGGUAUCGAGUGCUUCUGGCCAGACGCGUGGGAUUCGGGCAACGCCCUCCGCCGGACGAGAAGGAGAUAACAUACGCCGACAUUUGUCGUCAGCGCUAUACGGCCGCAUUCCGGAGAUACAACGAACGUUUCCGCCGGGAAAUGGCCCAGCACGAGGAGAUGCAGCGCUGCGCCAUCGAUGCCAUGCGUGUCCACAGAACCUUCGCCAUAACCACACUCUGGCUGCCGCUGCACUCGAAGCGGGAAAUCAACUCCACGCUGGAGACCCUCGAGCAGGUUCUCAGCGCCUCGGAAAGACGACGCCUUCAGGAGAUACUCAAGCAGGGCGAGUCCCGGCGCUGGCGUCGAUAGAACAGGACCUCCAUCGACGUCAUCAUCAUCUGCCAUGGCUAAGUGAA
This is a messenger RNA of Drosophila persimilis, 518 nucleotides long. RefSeq lists its product as uncharacterized. The transcript is spliced from 4 exons. The record is from RefSeq and is a predicted model, not a curated record. Bases 46 to 471 code for a protein of 141 amino acids. NCBI's taxonomy places the organism in Eukaryota, Metazoa, Arthropoda, Insecta, Diptera, Drosophilidae.